GAGAAACUCACACUGAGAUGAAACUCUGUAAUAAGCUGCUAGCUAAGCCUGGUAAGGAAGAUGGCAACAAGAGUCUUGAUAAAAGGGCCGUGAGGUUCUACAUGAAGGAGAAUCUAAUUGAUGCUCAGUUGACUUUUAAAGAAGAGAUGAUGGCUCGUGGUUGUUUGGCUUUAAGCAAAGAAAUGGAAGAUUCCGAAAGGGGAGGGAAUCUUGCCAAGACUACAAUGGUGUCCUUUGAGAACCAUUCAAUUUCAAUCUCUACGUAUGAAGCGUUUCAGUCACCGAGACCACCGGAGCUGAGUCUGUUCAUAGUGAGAUUUAGGCAUUGGAUGUCAAAGAAGCUAGAAGUCGGGGUAGUGGAGAAAAAAACUCGAGCUACAUUGAGUUCAAGCGACAAGACUUGGUCAGAAGUGUACGGUGCAGGUGCAAUGUGGAGGUAAUGAGAAGGAGAUAUUAAGGAUACUCAACAGGGCUAUUGCUCACUUUCCAGAGAUUGCUUCUG
Molecule: messenger RNA, 502 nt
Organism: Brassica oleracea var. oleracea
Lineage: Eukaryota; Viridiplantae; Streptophyta; Magnoliopsida; Brassicales; Brassicaceae
Exons: 2
Coding region: 18-440 (140 amino acids)
Source: RefSeq, a predicted model, not a curated record